This is a messenger RNA of Cygnus olor (mute swan), 4637 nucleotides long. Its product is annotated as myogenesis-regulating glycosidase-like. Gene Ontology annotation, molecular function: hydrolase activity, hydrolyzing O-glycosyl compounds. Gene Ontology annotation, biological process: skeletal muscle fiber development; carbohydrate metabolic process. NCBI's taxonomy places the organism in Eukaryota, Metazoa, Chordata, Aves, Anseriformes, Anatidae. Bases 208 to 2244 code for a protein of 678 amino acids. The record is from RefSeq and is a predicted model, not a curated record. The transcript is spliced from 2 exons.
GGUUCCGCCCAGCCCCGGAACCGCCGCGGGAGGCGGGUGUGCUCGGUGGCCGGAGCCCGGCCAUGGCCCGGCGCUGCGGAGACAGACACUCCAGGGCUCGGUGGAGGUGGGAACUCUCAGUUUUCUUCUCUUGAGAACCCCGGGCUUGUUGCAAAGACAUCUUUCUUCCCACUCCUCUGCAAAAAGCGCUAGUGAAAACAGAGCGCCAUGUACACCUUUCUGCCCGAAAACUUCACGCCGGUGAAGCAGAAGCCCUCCAAGGAGCUGAGGCCAAUGCUGGGGGCCGUCACACUGGGCCUCGUCCUGUUCAUCGCUGCGGUGGUGGCCUGGUGCUACUACACGGUGUCCCUGCGCAAGGCAGAGCGGCUCAAGACGGAGCUGAUGGACCUGCGGGCGGACGGCUUCGUCAUCAGGAACCAGCACGGGGAGGUGGUCUUCCGCCUGGCCUUCCACUCGGGGAGCCUGGACCUGGAGUCGUGCUCCAAGGAGGGCGAGAUCCUGAGCUGCACGCGGUCGGACCGCGGGCCGCUCAACUUCUUCAUCCAGACGGUGAAGCCCAAGGACACGGUGAUGUGCUACCGCGUGCGCUGGGAGGAGCUGGCGGCCGGCCCGGCGGUGGAGCACACCAUGUUCUGGGAGGACGCCCACUGGUAUGGGGGCUCGGAGAUGAGCACGCAGCACUGGCCCAUCCGCCUGGCCGGCUACCAGGAACCCGUGCCCUACGUGACCAGCGACGUCUACUCCUUCCGCGACAGCUUUGGCGGCAUCCUGGAGCGCUACUGGCUCUCCUCCAAAGCGGCGGCCAUCAAGAUCAACGACUCGGUGCCCUUCCACCUGGGCUUCAACGCCACCGAGCGCACCCUCUUCUUCCAGGCCCGCUACAAGGACUCGCCCUACAAGCCCCCGCCGGGCCAGCAGCCCUUCCCUGAGCUGAGCUACCGCGUGUGCGUGGGCUCCGACGUCACCUCCAUCCACAAGUACAUGGUGCGCAGGUACUUCAACAAGCCCUCCAAGAUCCCCGCCGAGAACGCCUUCCGCUACCCCAUCUGGUCCACCUGGGCACUCUACAAGAAUGAUAUUGAUCAGGAUAAACUCUUGAGAUUUGCUGAAAAGAUUAAGAAAUACCGUUUUAAUUGCAGCCACAUUGAAAUUGAUGACAUGUACACACAGGCCUACGGGGACUUUGACUUUGACCCCGUCAAGUUUCCCAAUGUAACGGAGAUGUUUGCAAAACUGAGGGAAGAUGGCUUUAAGGUCACCCUGUGGACUCACCCUUUCAUAAAUUACAAUUCCUCCAACUUUGGUGUGGGGAUUGAGCGUCAGCUGUUCAUCAAGGAGCCGUCAGGGCGGCUGCCGGCCAUGGUGGAGUGGUGGAAUGGCAUCGGGGCCAUCCUGGACUUCACCAAUCCAGCAGCCCGGGACUGGUUCCAGAGCCACCUGCGCCAGCUCCGCCACAAGUACGGCAUCUCCUCCUUCAAGUUUGAUGCGGGUGAGACCAGCUACCUGCCCAAGCAGUUCAGCACCUUCCGGCCGCUCUCAGACCCCAGCAUCUGGUCGCGGCGCUACACAGAGAUGGCCAUCCCCUUCUACGAGCUGGCCGAGGUGCGGGUGGGCUACCAGUCGCAGAACAUCUCCUGCUUCUUCCGCAUCAUUGACCGUGACUCCGUGUGGGGCUAUGAGCUCGGCCUCAAGUCCCUCAUCCCCACGGUGCUCACCAUCAGCAUGCUGGGGUACCCCUUUAUUUCCGCUGACAUGAUUGGGGGGAAUUUUUUCCCAAAUAAGACGGAUGGUGCAGUUGAGAUCCCAGACCGUGAGCUGUACGUGCGGUGGCUGGAGCUGUCGGCCUUCAUGCCCUCCAUGCAGUUCUCCAUCCCACCCUGGCUCUACGACAAGCAGGUGGUGGAGAUUGCGCAGAAGUUCACGGAGCUCCACGAGUCGCUGGUGGCCCCGCUGCUGCUGGAGCUGGCCGGGGAGGUCACCGACACGGGUGACCCCAUCAUCCGGCCCAUCUGGUGGAUCUCACCCCGCGACGAGGCCACCCACAGGAUCGACUCGCAGUUCCUCAUCGGGGACACCCUCAUGGUGGCACCCGUCCUGGAGAUGGGCAAGCAGGAGCGCGAUGUCUACCUGCCGGCGGGCAAGUGGCGCAGCUACAAGGGGGAGUUGUUUGAGAAGACGCCCGUGCUGCUCACCGACUAUCCCGUUGACUUGGACGAAGUUGCCUAUUUCCUCUGGGUUUCGUAACAGGCUCCUCCAUCAGCUUUGGGUUAACCAUGCCUUACACUAGAACUUUGUAUCAAAUAAUAAUUCUAAUUGCACAUUUCAUUUUGGACUGGGAUUGCCGAAGGGAAUUAAAUAGACUUUAUUGUCCUUGGGUUUUUUUGUUAUUUGGAGAGGUGUGAUCGGAUUUUUUUUGUUUAAUUUGGGGCAGGUGGGAUGCUCCAGUUGGGUUACAGUAGACAGAAUUUUCUCUGUAUAGGUGAGGAAAGAGUUGUCAUGCAGUCAAAGCUAAUACUUUUUCAUUUCCCAAGGAUUUCAAAAGGGGAAGGUUGGUUAGUGCCUUGUGGGAGCGUUUCUUGUCCCAUGGGUGCACCCAGCACUGGCAUGGGGGUGUGUGAUGUGGGAGGGUUGCUACAGCACAGCCUGCCUUAAGUUUUCUAAUAUGGCAAAUAUAUUUAAAAUGACUUUUUUAAGAGCAGCAAACAAGCUAGAUUAUACAUAUAUAUAUACAUACACAGAUUUAUUUCCACCCCUUUAUUAUGGCACUGGACUAACUGUUGCCCCAUGUUCCCCUUUUCCCGGGUACCAGGCGGGCCAGGUUACUCGCGUGACAUGCAGGUAUUUCAGCUGUACGAACUGCGUAUCGCUUGCUGGAGCAGCUGCAUCUCCCCUCCUCACUCAUCUAACACCUGCUGCAAGACUCUUCCCAGUGUGUUUUGCCUCGGGUGUCAACACUGCCUCUUCUAGAGCAGCGCCAUCCCUACCAGUGUGCCCAAUCAGUCUUUUUAACACAUUUAUGGUCCUGUUCUGUUACACGAUAGUCCUGCAGAUAUCAUCUUUUUUUUAUUUUAUUUUUUAAGGACAGAUGAGCUUUCAGGUUUGUUGCUGGCAGAAGGACUGCCUGAAGCAAAGCAGAUCUCUAAGGGUCUGUGUGCUGCUUCCCCGGGAACAGCGGGUUCCCACAAGCGGCACGCGUCGUGGAUGGAUGUAAUGUUUUGCUGCUAGCCGGCUUGCCGGUGGGUGGAAAACACCGGCUUUUGCACUGAUGGUUUUGUGCCAGUGGGUGUUCUCGCUGCACCCAAGGAAAUGUUCUCAUGUACCGUGAAAUUAAGCUAAUAGCCAUCUUCAUCUCGGGUUGGAGUUAGAGAGAUGGUGAUGUUGUGUAGGGCUUUUUGGUGCAGCCCUCCUCUCUCUCCCAUAGAUGCAGGGGUCUUCUUCAGAGUUUGGGCUUGCUGUUGGAGGCUUCUGGAGAGGACACAGGGUGACGUGUUCCUGCACCCCUAAUUCCCAGCACUAGGAUGGGAAAGACUUCAGCUCAGGUCCCUCCCAUGGCCUCAGAGGAGAUUUUCUUUGCAUUUCUCCCCCUCCUUUUUCCGGAUGCUUUUCCAGCUUUUGCAUUCGGUUUUGUGGGGGAGGAAGCACUUACAGAGACAUGGGCAGUCUCUGCUCCAAGAAACCACUAGCAGGAUUGCAGUCUGGCAGCCAUGCUCCCCAGGGCAGGACUUCCCCGGCCAUGCCCUGGCUGCUGGCACCCCUCAGCCCGUUAAGUUUUAAAAAGUUUGCACAGAACUGGGCUGUGUUAGCUGGGAAGGCUUGGGGCAAGGAGAGCACAGUGGCUGCAGGAUUUCUUAUGGGAUUGCAUCCAGGCGUGAGUCCGCCACCCGGGGAGAUGGAGCAGCAUUUUGGGCAGGGUUUGAUACCUGUGGUGGUCUUUCUCCAAGCCCAUCUCCUGCUCUGGGCUUGCAGGAGGAAGCAAAGGAGCUGUACCUGUGGCUUAUGGUGGCGCCCAGGAGUAAACCCAGGUGCUUGGGGCAAUAUCUAAAGUGCUUUUAUGGUUAGGAAGGAAAGGAGGAAGUUCAGUUUGAUGGACUCCCUCCUCUGAGAUCCUCAAAAGCCACCUGGACAUGGCCCUGAGCAACCUGCUCGGGGUGGUCCUGCUUGAGCAGGGGUUGGACCAGAAGGUCCCAGAGGUCCCUUCCAACCUCAACUCCCCUGUGAGUCUCUGACUCUUUGGAACCGACCAUGAGGUCUGGCUGGAUCUGCCCUGUAUAAUUUGGUGGUUUGGCCUCAAAACGAGACAGGUCCCUGCCCAGUGGGAGCACAAGCAUGUCCCAGGCUCAGCUCCCAAGCCUGUUUCUUGUGGCUUUCAGCUGUGGAGGGCUCAGGUUUGCUCCCUGGCCCUGGUGCAAGUAGUGGUGCUUUUCCAAGCUACAGACACUCGCUGGCCGGGAGCUGAUCAGUUCUCCCGUUAGGAUCCCUUUGUUGUGGACAUGAUGGGAGUAACUGGAUGAGUGUCUUGGUCCCCUCACAGGGGUCAAGAAAAUCCAUUGUGCUUCGCCUGGGAGCAGGUGAGGAGAGCUUGCGCCCUCUGCUACCAUCCCUCAUUUCAGGGGGUUGGGUGCCGACUGCUUGCAUCC